AUGGCCAUACAAUCUAGAAUAGCAAUCGUAACAGGCGGAAACAAGGGCAUCGGCUUGGCAAUCGUCAAAAACCUCGCUCUUCAAUAUCCAUCCUCACCACUUCGCUCCGGGCCACUGACCAUCUAUCUGACAGCCCGCUCCGCAGAACGUGGUAACGCAGCCGUAGAAACCCUUCUAUCCGAUCCUGCACUCCAGAAAGCCAAAGUCUUGUCACGAGAUGGCGGGGACUCGGAAAUCAAGUUUAGGGAGUUGGAUAUUAGUAGUGAGGAGAGUAUCAAGAAGUUCGGGGAGUUUGUGGAGAAGGAACACUCGGAUGGAAUUGAUGUUGUGGUUAAUAACGCGGGAAUUGCUUUAGAUGGCUUCAAUCUCGACGUCGUCAAACAAACCCUCCACACAAACUACCACGGCACGCUCCUCGUCUCGCAAACCCUGCUCCCUCUCAUCCGUCCAGGGGGGCGUCUCGUAAAUAUCGCCUCCAUGGCCGGGCAUCUCUCCAAAUACUCCAAGGACAUCCAAAAAUCUUUCCUCAGCGCCGCCGAUACCUCGAUCGACGCCUGCACCGCUUUAAUGGACAAAUUCACGGCCGAUGUGGCGGCUGGCAAGGAGAAAGAGGAGGGUUGGACGUCGGCGGCGUAUGCUGCGUCUAAGGCGGGCGAGAUUGCGUUUUCGAAGGUCCUCGCGAGGGAGUGGGAAGGCAAGGGAGUGCUGGUUAAUGCAUGUUGUCCUGGGUAUGUGAAGACGGAUAUGACGAAGGGGAAUGGCGCGAAGAGUGUGGAUGAGGGAGCCAGGACGCCGGUCAUGUUGGCGUUGGCGGAGUUGAAUGGGAAGGCUGGCGGGUUCUGGCAGAGCGAGAAGGAGAUUAAGUGGUGA
Messenger RNA from Glarea lozoyensis ATCC 20868, 870 nucleotides. Its product is annotated as NAD(P)-binding Rossmann-fold containing protein. Gene Ontology annotation, molecular function: oxidoreductase activity. The coding region runs from base 1 to 870 and encodes 289 amino acids. Lineage: Eukaryota; Fungi; Ascomycota; Leotiomycetes; Helotiales; Helotiaceae. The record is from RefSeq and is a predicted model, not a curated record. The transcript is spliced from 4 exons.